Messenger RNA from Labrus bergylta (ballan wrasse), 1445 nucleotides. The record is from RefSeq and is a predicted model, not a curated record. Lineage: Eukaryota; Metazoa; Chordata; Actinopteri; Labriformes; Labridae.
CUGACCGGAGCCAAGAAGGGCCUACAGAAGCCCUGUCUGGAAGAGAUCAUACACGCCAGGAACGCCAUCUUCAGUCCAUCCAUGUUUGGCUCGUCCCUGGAGGAGGUGAUGGCUCUCCAGAAGGAGCGCUAUCCAGACAGCCAGCUGCCCUGGGUACAGACCCGCCUCUCUGAAGAGGUUCUGGGUCUCAAUGGAGACCAGACGGAGGGCAUCUUCAGGGUACCCGGGGACAUCGAUGAAGUCAAUGCCCUCAAGCUGCAAGUGGAUCAAUGGAAGAUCCCCACAGGACUGGAAGACCCGCACAUCCCAGCGUCCCUGCUGAAGCUCUGGUACCGGGAGCUGGAGGAGCCGCUGAUUCCCCACGAGUUUUACGAGGAGUGUAUCAAUCACUAUGACAACCCAGAAGCAGCUGUUAACGUGGUGCUGGGCCUGCCACACAUCAACAAACUGGUGCUCUGCUACCUCAUCCGCUUCCUACAGGUAUUUGCCCAGCCCGCCAAUGUGGUCAUCACCAAGAUGGACGUGAACAACCUGGCCAUGGUCAUGGCUCCUAACUGUCUGCGAUGCCAGUCCGACGACCCGAGGGUGAUCUUUGAGAACACCCGCAAGGAGAUGUCCUUCAUCCGGGUGCUGAUCCAGCGACUGGACACCAGCUUCAUGGACGGAAUCCUAUAGCCCCCCCACCACACACACACUCUUUACCCUCAGCUUCACCUACGCUCCCUUUAACCCCCCUUCCCCCCAUGAAAUGCCCCCAUACACUCCCCUCACACAGGAUGGUCACAUACACACAUGUUUACUUUGAACUGAACUGCCUCGUUUUGUUUGUUUGAACCGGCUGUCUUUUCUAUUUCUGUACCCGCUGUCCUUCAAUGACAUUCACAACAAACAAACAAACACCGUAUAGGAUCCAACAAGGUUUCCAUGUGUGAUCAGAGUGCUGUGUGUGCCUUUAACAUGAGUCCAGUGUCCACACAUACAGUCUGAAGUCAUGGUCACACUCAUAGGUCAGCUUCUUUUUGAUCAACAACUUGAAACACAAACUCACAUACAGUACUAACUGCCAAAGUCCACAUACUCCAUGCACGCCACCGUCCGUCAGCACGUUACGCUCGUAUCUCCACAGCACGCACUGCGGCCCGUCUCCGGAGUGAACCAGCAGCACCGCUCACCUCUGAGUCUAUUUCUGACACAAUAGAUCAACCCAGGCAGGAAACAGACACAGGAACGCAUCUGUUGAAUUUCAAAAUAAAACACAAGUUACAGACUCCUGAUCAUGUUUUCCAUCACUUUAUCAACAUGACAUCAAAUCAGAAAGAACAACUAAUCAUCCUCAGAGAGACAAAGACACAUGUUGUUCCCUUUAUUCCCGUGGGAUCUUGUAGUUCUCCUGAGAUCUUGGGAGUUCUCCUGUGAUCUUGUAGUUCUCCUGAGAUCUUGUAGUU